CUGCCACGUGGCAACCCCGACAGUCUUGGACUAUGGGCCCUAGACUCCUCGUUUUCGGCGUCCAACUAUUCACCUAUAAACCCUUACUUCCCCCGCUCUCUCCGAUCUCCAAUUUCGCCGUCGUUUAAUCCGGCGAAUUUAAUUUAUUUAAUUUAAUCUGAUUUUAUCAUAUAUCCGUUAGACGAAAAGAAAUUCGCAGAUCGGUUGGAAUUCUCGUGUCAGAUGAAUUAAUGUCCGCCUGAUCUUCCCUGUGACCGACAUUAUAUUAUUCUCUCCGUCUGGAUUUCUGUUGGGGUUUUGUGAUUGGGAUGCGAGGCGCUUUGAGAGGGUCUAAGCUGUUGCAUUGUCGGUCUUGUUGAUUGAUUAGCUGGAUUUAUCCACAAAGUUUCAGCUUUCUUGCCGAAUUCCGAUAUGUCAGGCCCGCUGGAUCGUUUCGCGAGGCCUUGCUUUGAGGGUUUCUCUGGUAGUGAUGAAAGGAAAGAAAGAAAAUCUGACUUUGAGAACUCAGAGGACGAGAGGCGAACAAGGAUUGGAUCUUUGAAAAAGAAGGCAAUAAAUGCGUCUACUAAAUUCAAGCAUUCUCUCAAGAAGAAGAGCAGCAGAAGAAAAAGUGAUGGCCGAGUGAGCUCUGUUUCAAUUGAGGAUAUUCGUGAUAUUGAGGAGCUGCAGGCGGUUGAUGCAUUCCGACGGACAUUGCUUAUGGAUGAGCUACUGCUAGAAAGACAUGAUGAUUAUCAUAUGAUGUUGAGGUUCUUGAAGGCGAGAAAGUUUGAUAUUGAGAAAGCUAAGCACAUGUGGGCUGACAUGCUUCAAUGGAGGAAGGAGUUUGGCACUGACACUAUUGAGGAGGAUUUUGAGUUCCAAGAGAAGAUUGAAGUUGUAAAGCAUUACCCACAUGGUUACCAUGGCGUGGAUAAGGAGGGAAGGCCUAUUUACAUUGAAAGACUCGGGAAAGUUGAUCCAAACAAGCUUAUGCAUGUUACGACAAUGGAUCGAUAUAUUAAAUACCAUGUGCAGGAGUUUGAGAGGGCAAUGGCUGUGAAGUUUCCGGCUUGUACCAUUGCUGCAAAGAGGCAUAUUGACUCAAGCACAACAAUUUUAGAUGUUCAAGGCGUGGGCUUAAAGAACUUGACUAAGUCUGCACGGGAACUUAUCAUGCGGCUACAGAAAAUAGAUGGUGAUAAUUACCCUGAGACUCUCUUUCAGAUGUUCAUCAUCAAUGCUGGUCCUGGAUUUAGGCUUCUCUGGAAUACCAUAAAGACUUUUCUAGAUCCCAAAACAACUUCCAAGAUUCAUGUUCUUGGUAACAAGUACCAUAGCAAAUUGCUUGAGAUUAUUGAUGCUAGUGAGUUGCCAGAAUUUCUAGGCGGUACUUGUACCUGUGCUGAUCAGGGAGGUUGCCUUCAGUCUGAUAAAGGGCCUUGGAAAAAUCCAGAAAUAUUGAAGAUGGUAUUACAUGGUGGAGCACGACGUGCUAGGCAGGUUGUAAAAGUUCUAAACAGUGAGGGGAAGGUUGUUGCUUAUGCCAAGCCACAGUAUCCAAAGCAGUUAAAAGGUAGUGAUACCUCCACUGCUGAGUCAGGAUCCGAAGCAGAAGAUAUUGCUUCUCCAAAAGCAAUGAGGAGUUAUUCACAUCUUCGGUUGACUCCUGUUCGUGAAGAGGCUAAGGUAGUUGGAAAGGCAAGCUAUGCUGGUAGUUUCUCAGGCUAUGAUGAAUAUGUCCCAAUGGUUGACAAACCGGUUGACGCUGGUUGGAAAAAGCAGGCACCCAUCCAGAGGACCUCUACCUCCAAAGGGAUAGUUUUCCCACAAGAUACUCAAAAGACUCCAGAAGGAAUUCGUGCUCGGAUUGCUAUAGCACUAAUGGCCUUCUUCAUGAUGCUUCUGACUUUCUUCCGCACAGUGUCAUUCCGUGUCACUAAGAAGCUUCCAGGAACGUCUUCAGCUCAUGAACAAACUAUUCCUGGACCUGCCUCUGAUACAACACAGGAGGAAUUCCGCCCCCCUUCACCAACUCCAGGAUUUUCAGAGGCCGAACUCCUUUCCAAUGUGCUGAAAAGGUUUGCUGAACUAGAGGAGAAAGUUGAUGUACUUCAAGCAAAGCCAUCAGAGAUGCCUUGCGAGAAGGAGGAGUUGCUUAAUGCUGCUAUUUGCCGUGUUGAUGGUCUGGAAGCAGAGCUGAUUGCUACUAAAAAGGCACUAUAUGAGGCUUUAAUGAGGCAAGAAGAGCUGCUUGCUUACAUAGACAGUCAAGAACAAGCCAAAUUCCGGAAAAAGAAGUUUUGCUGGUAGAUGUUUGCUCAGUGGAGAGAGACGGCCAAGACUAAUUGGCUUGAAACUGGAAUGCCAUUGCAUCCCCGAGAGCCCGGCAUACGAUCACUUGUUGAUCUUGUCAUUGAACAUCUACUAUUUCAAACAACAUAAUUUCCUGCAGAUUGUGAGGGAUUUGAAAUCUUAAUGCAAGGAGUUGUUUGUUGAAAAUACGUGUAUGGUUUCAGUUUAAUACUGCGUUUGUAAUUACUUUAACUGAUGAGUUCUAUUGGGAAUUUAGAGACCUUCAUGUGAUCAUAUUAAACUACCUUGAGAUGCUGUUGUGGUUUCUUUGCAAUGCUGAAGCUUGAAUAAUGUUCAGGUAGAGGCAAUAGAGAUGAAUAAACUAUUGU
Molecule: messenger RNA, 2663 nt
Organism: Tripterygium wilfordii
Lineage: Eukaryota; Viridiplantae; Streptophyta; Magnoliopsida; Celastrales; Celastraceae
Product: phosphatidylinositol/phosphatidylcholine transfer protein SFH8-like
Exons: 15
Coding region: 412-2292 (626 amino acids)
Source: RefSeq, a predicted model, not a curated record